GUGUUGCUGUUCUUAACUGCCAGUUUUAGUUGGCAAUAGUCGGCAGGUGAUUUAUUUUAUUUCUCUUUUCGUUUAAUAAUGGUUGUUUAAAUAAUUUAUACAGUCCAAAUACAAACCACACACGCACAUCGCAUAUGUACACCUAUAUAUGUACAUAAGAAGAAGCAAGAAUCACUCGGUUUAAAAGAUACGGACAGGUGAAUACGAAGAUCUUGUUUUACGCGCUGUUUUAAUGAAUCGGAAAAAGUUCGUUACGCCAUGUCAAAUACACAGUUUAUAGAGUUUCCAGGUAAUGAUCAGAAAAAGAAGGCUACGAAAAGAGGCUUUCUUCCCACUUUGCCACUAUCAAGAGCUACUCCUUCAUUUUCCACCUAUAAACCAAAAUACUCCAUUACUGAAGAAAGUCUAGCAGAACAUGAAGCAACAAGUGAAAAGUUGUUAAUUGAUCUGCAAGCAAAUGAAGCUAAAAAACGGAAGUACCCACCUACUAAGAAAAGUGAGAUGCCAUCUCCCAGAGGACAACUUGGCCUUCUACACAAAUGGAAGAAAGAGAGAGAGAAUUUCCGAAAAUCUCUGGUGGAUAUUAUCAUGCAAGAUGAUAAAUCCCAAGCAUCAGGAGCAGCUGUUCAAGAAGGGGAGUUACCCCCUAUUCAUGGGGCUAGUGUUUCAACUGCAGCCGAAAAAGAUACUUUGAGAUAUUACUACUAUAUUCACAAUGGAAUCGACACCACUCAUGUUGCUGCUAUGGAAGAUUCCUGGCUGGAGAAUGUUUUUAGACUUGUGCCUAAAAAAGCUAGGGAAUGUAACAAAACAAUUGUUGAAAACCUUUCUGAGGAGAUGAGAGAGGACUAUCUGAUGAGUGUUAAGAAAGCAAUAGUGGACUUUGUGCUGAAGGAUCCUCGUGAGAGUGAAAAGAAAGAGGAGAAGAUACUACCCAAACAUCGACAAGAAAUGGCAAUGGUGCCAAAGCCAUGGCAAAGGAAUUUUUACUACUACCGAUCAGUAAUCUACAGGAUUUUACAUAUCGUCAAUCCAGCUAUGAAACAAAUACUUGCACUUUGGCACACACAGUUUGCAGAUCUUCGGUUUGUGAAUAUUAAAGAAUUUCAUAAUCGUAAAGAAUCAAUGGAAAUUGGAGUUUUUAAAAACUUGUGUAUGAAACAUAUUGAACAAGCUAAGGAAGCUCUUGAUCAACGUUGGUACAAAGAAGUGCUGAACAUUCUAUGUCAAUGCAGCAGACGGAGACAGAUAGAUCCAUCACAGAACAAACCCGGAUCCAAUCUGUUGACUUGUGUCAAUACAUUGAUGACGUCCCACUUACAAGAUUUAACUUUGAAGUCCAUGGAAGAUUUCACCAAUCUUAUUGUACCACCUGCUGACUCCAUAAUGCCAUUUGAACAUUCUGGAUUAAUCCUACACCUGAUUUUGGAAAAUGAUUCCAUCACCUUCGAACCAGCUAUAGAACAUUUUGAAACUGUUAUUCUCAAUGUCUAUGAUACCAUCAUAAAAUAUUCCUCAAUGAUGCCCAAAAUAGAAUUUGGUUUGUUUGAAGACAUGUAUCGCAACAAAGUGAAAGUGUGCUUGGAACCAGUCAUUUUGGAAGAAAUCAGGGAAAAGCACCGCAAAAUGGUGAAAGCUUAUAUUAAAAACCAAAGUCAGUAUCCUGAGAAGCACUGCAAGACCUAUGAUAAAUAUAAAUUUCUCAUUACAAAUCAGGCUGAAAGAGAUAUAAAUGUAUUUCUGGAAGAAGAGCAUUCCUUUGAUGAAUACUGUCAGGAAGUGACCAAAUAUAAAAAAUACAUUGCUGAUAUAUCUUAUUAUGUUAUAAAAGUAGUUCGACAUGAUAUGUUUGAGUUACAUUGUGAUGAAUUAUGCCAUGCCUUGAUGAAGAGAGCUGAGAAUGUGAAGGAGAAACUCUUAUCACAAAUUUUCAAUAACCACACAUCUUUGGUGAAGAUGCUGAUGAAUAAAUAUGAAGAAAUCACUGAAAAGGCCAUGACUACACCAGCCAACACUGCCCAGUUGAUGGAACUGAAGUCUUACAUGGAAUCAGUUCAAGGAAUGAUCAUUGUGGAGCUUGAGACUAACCUGACAGAGAUGUUGAAACAGUUGAGUUAUCUUCUGUGUAAUGUCAACAUGCCAGUGGCAGAUAUGAACACCAACCAAGAAGUGAUUAAAUGGCAUGAUAGAAUGCCAGCUAUAUUCAAAGAACACAAAAUGAAUAUUGCAGAAAAGCGAUUGCAAUUUGAAGAAGGAUUAAAACUUCGCCGUGAUAGGUUCAUUGAAGAAUUGGAAAGUUACUCAAAACAAGUUGAAGAACUUCAGACAUUUGGAGAUAUAGAGGAAGUGAAGAGAUAUGCUCGCAAGGCGCAGGCUAUUGAGACAAAACUGAAUGUAGCUGCUGAGAAGAUUGAGGCAAUCAAUAAUGAGGAGAUGGCUUUUAGUUGGGAUUUAACAAACUACCCCCUGCGACAGCAAGUCAUGGCUGUCUUGAAACCGUAUGUCACUCUAUUUACGACGACUGUAGAAUUCAGAGAAAAGUAUAGCAUUUGGAUGGAUGGCCCCAUGUCAGGAGUGAACCCUGAUAUUGUGGAAGUAGAAGUUGGUACCUUUUACAGAAGUCUCUACAAACUUGAAAAGCAAUUUGACAGUGUCCCUGCUCCUAAGAGGAUUGCCCACAAAACAAAAUCCCAAGUUGAAGAAUUCAAAGCUCACCUGCCUUUGAUACACACUUUGUUCAAUCCUGGAUUAAGGGAUCGCCACUGGGAGCAGAUAUCCGAAAUUGUUGGCUUUACUCUGAAACCAGAUGACAGUUAUUGUCUAUCUAAAAUGGUGGACAUGAAUUUGGAGCCAUUUGUUGCUAAAUUUGAAGGAAUCAGUGAAGCGGCUAGCAAAGAAUAUACUCUGGAGAAAGCAUUGGGAAAAAUGAAAAAGGACUGGGCUCCGCUGGAAUUUGCUAUGAUACCCUACAGAGAAUCAGGCACGUCCAUUCUGUCAUCUGUUGAUGAAAUCCAGUUGCUGCUUGAUGACCACAUCAUUAAGACUCAGACAAUGAGAGGAUCUCCUUUCAUCAAACCAUUUGAAGCAGAUAUGAAAGACUGGGAGCUUAAAAUGAUACGCUUACAAGAUAUCUUGGAUGAAUGGUUAAAAGUACAGGUGACCUGGCUUUACUUGGAGCCAAUUUUCAGUUCCCCUGACAUCAUGUCACAAAUGCCAGAAGAGGGCCGUCGGUUCACCACAGUUGACAAAAACUGGCGUGAUAUCAUGAAAUCUGCUCUUGCUGACAAACAUGUUUUGGCUGUGCUUAAGAUUGAAAGAAUUCUAGAAAAACUGAAGAAAUCAAAUGAUUUGCUUGACUUGAUACAAAAGGGACUAAAUGAAUACUUGGAAAAGAAACGUCUUUACUUCCCAAGAUUUUUCUUUUUGUCUAAUGAAGAACUACUGGAAAUCUUGUCUGAGACAAAAGAUCCAACAAGAGUGCAGCCACAUUUGAAGAAAUGCUUUGAAGGAAUUGCAAAACUCACAUUUACAGAAAUAUUGGAGAUUACUCAUAUGCUAAGCAGUGAAGGGGAACUUGUUGAGUUGGAGGAUAUUAUAUCUACAGCCAGGGCACGUGGUCAAGUUGAGAAGUGGUUACUUGAACUAGAAUCUGAUAUGAUAAACUCUGUACGGAAAAAGAUCAAAGAAGCCAUUGACGACUACCAAGUUUCUCCCCGUCUGGAAUGGGUUCGGAAAUGGAUUGGUCAGUCAGUCUUAUGUGUCAGUCAAUUAUACUGGACAUCUUAUGUGCAUGAUGCCCUCAAGACAAGUGCUGAUGCACUCCAACUGUACUUGGAAAAGAAUAACGAUCAAAUCAAAGAGGUUGUGUCACUAGUGCGUGGGAAACUGACAAAACAGAACCGUGUCACUCUGCAGGCCCUUAUUGUCUUAGAUGUCCAUGCUAGAGAUGUCCUUGCAGUCCUUGUAGCAAAUGGUGUCAGUAAUGAACUAGACUUCCAGUGGCUCAGUCAGUUAAGGUACUACUGGGAGGAUGAUCAAAUGGUAACACGGAUGAUUAACUCAAUGUUGAGGUAUGGCUAUGAGUACCUUGGUAACAGUGGCAGGCUUGUCAUAACACCUUUGACUGACAGAUGCUACAGAACCUUAUUUGGUGCCCUCCAUCUUCAUCUUGGAGGAGCUCCUGAGGGUCCAGCUGGUACUGGCAAAACGGAAACCACCAAAGAUUUGGCAAAAGCAGUAGCCAAACAGUGUGUUGUUUUUAAUUGUUCAGAUGGUUUGGACUAUAUUGCUCUUGGAAAAUUUUUCAAGGGUCUCGCCUCAUGUGGUGCCUGGUCAUGCUUUGAUGAAUUCAACCGUAUUGAUUUAGAAGUAUUAUCUGUGGUUGCUCAACAGAUCCUCACUAUUCAAAGAGGUAUUAAUUCAGGGUCUGACACUUUGUUAUUUGAGGGGACGGAGAUAAGACUUGAUCCCACGUGCUCUGUGUUUAUUACUAUGAACCCUGGCUAUGCUGGUCGAUCAGAUCUCCCUGACAACUUAAAGGCAUUGUUCCGUACAGUUGCUAUGAUGGUGCCAGACUAUGCAAUGAUUGCAGAAAUCUCUCUCUACUCCUGUGGCUUUGUCAAUGCUCGACCUCUCUCAGUAAAGAUUGUCGCAACAUACCGUUUAUGUUCAGAACAGCUUUCUUCUCAACAUCAUUAUGAUUACGGUAUGAGAGCUGUCAAAUCUGUUUUGACUGCAGCUGCUAACUUGAAGCUUCGUUACCCAGAUGAAGAUGAAGACAUACUUAUGCUUCGGUCUAUAACAGAUGUGAACCUGCCAAAAUUUCUGGACCAUGACUUACCCCUGUUCCAUGGCAUCACUUCAGAUUUGUUCCCUAGUGUCACCCUUCCUUCACCAGACUAUGAGAUCUUCAAUGAAGCAGUUCAGAAUAAUUGCAUAAAACUCAAUUUGCAAUGUACCCCAUAUUUCUUGCAGAAGAUUCAACAGGUCUAUGAGAUGAUGAUUGUCCGUCAUGGCUUCAUGAUUGUUGGUGAACCAUUUGGUGGGAAAACAAGCUCAUAUCGAACUCUUGCUGGUGCUUUAGGUGACAUCUGUGAAAAGGGUCUAAUGGAAGAAAAUAAAGUCCAGACCAUUGUGAUAAACCCCAAAGCAGUGACCAUGGGUCAACUCUAUGGUCAGUUUGAUGCUGUUUCACAUGAAUGGUCAGAUGGUGUCCUUGCAGUGUCCUACAGGAGUUUUGCUGUGUCACAGACUCCAGACCGCAAAUGGCUUAUAUUUGAUGGGCCUGUUGAUGCCAUAUGGAUAGAAAAUAUGAAUACUGUAUUGGACGACAACAAGAAGUUGUGUCUAAUGAGUGGAGAAAUUAUUCAACUGGCUCCGACGACAAACCUUAUAUUUGAGCCAAUGGACUUAGAAGCAGCAUCUCCUGCAACGGUCUCUCGUUGUGGUAUGAUUUACAUGGAACCCCUGUCCCUUGGCUGGCGUCCUCUGCUAUUAUCUUGGCUAAACUCUCUACCCCCGACAUUGGAUGCUACCUACAAGAGUAUCAUUACUGAUCUCUUUGAAAGAUUCGUUGAUGCUAGUUUGCUGUUGAUUUCAAAAGGAUGUGUCAAGGAAUUGUCUCCAACUACUGCAAGCAAUAUGGUGAAAUCCUUAAUGAAUCUGAUGGAUUGUAUGCUUGAGGAAUUCAACGAUGAAGCAUGCAUCGCACAGAGAGAUGUGCGGGAAAUUUCUAAUUGGCUUGAAUGCAUAUUUUUUUUUUCCAUUACUUGGUCCAUCGGUGCCAGUAGUGACGAAAAGGGAAGAGUGAAGUUUGACCAUUUAUUAAGAGAACUGAUUGCGGGAGGAAUGACUGAGGGAACACGAUCCAUGCUAGGUCUUAUGGAUUGUCUUGAGCCACCAAUGAAACCAUACUUAAAUCCUUUCCCACCGAAAGGCCAAGUUUUUGACUACAUGUUUAUAAAAGAGGGUGCUGGCAAGUGGGUUUCUUGGUCUGAAGAGAUCAAAGAUGCACCACCAAUCGCUAAAGAUGCCCAGUUCAAUGAAAUCAUUGUUCCCACUGUGGACACUGUAAGGUACACUGCUUUGAUGAAUAUGUUAGUUUUGCAUGCUAAACCAGUCCUCUUUGUGGGUCCCACUGGAACUGGCAAAAGUAGUUACAUUUCUAAUUUCUUACUCAAGACAUUGGACAAAAAUAUCUACAAACCAAAUGUCAUCAACUUUUCUGCUCAGACAACUGCUAACCAAACACAGAACAUGAUUAUGUCUAAAUUAGAUAAAAGAAGAAAAGGUGUCUUUGGUCCUCAGUUUGGCAAAAGAAUGAUUAUUUUCGUUGAUGAUUUAAACAUGCCAAUGAAAGAGACAUAUGGGGCCCAACCUCCUAUUGAGCUGCUUCGCCAGUGGUUAGAUCACUGGCAAUGGUAUGACCUGAAAGAUGUAUCUGCACUGAAGCUUGUUGACAUUCAAAUUAUGGCAGCAAUGGGACCACCAGGUGGUGGACGGAACCCAAUAACACCACGUUUUCUCCGUCAUUUCAAUACCAUAACAAUCAAUGAGUUCAGUGAUGAGACAAUGUGCACAAUCUUUACAAGAAUUGUGGACUGGCAUUUUACCUCAAAUGGUUUCAGUGAAUAUUUCAAGCCAUGUGUGGAUCAAAUAGUUUUUGCCACUCUUAGAGUUUACAAAGAAGCCAUGGUGAACCUACUUCCCACACCGGCUAAAUCCCAUUAUUUAUUCAAUCUGAGAGAUUUCAGCCGAGUCAUUGGUGGUGUGUUACUCUCUGUCCCUGAAACUACUGAAGUGCCAAACUCUAUCAAGAAACUAUGGGUUCAUGAGGUGUAUAGAGUUUACUAUGAUCGUCUGGUUGACGCAGAAGAUCAAAACUGGAUGUAUGAAUGCAUACAAAAUGUCUGUAAUGAUGAGCUAGAAGUUAAUUUCCAUGAACUGUUUAGCCAUUUGGACGCUGAUGAAGAUGACCAUGUUACUGAUGAAGAUAUGCGAAGCUUAAUCUAUUGUGACUUUAGUGACCCCAAAAAUGACAGUAAGAAUUAUCUAGAAGCACCUGAUUUAGAGCUGCUGCGUACCAUAACGGAAGGUUUACUUGAUGAGUACAAUAACAUGAGCAAGAAACCAAUGAAUUUGGUUCUCUUCAGAUUUGCUGUUGAACAUGUUUCAAAGAUUUCUAGAAUCUUAAAGCAGCCCAGAAGUCAUGCAUUGUUAGUUGGUGUUGGUGGAUCAGGCCGACAGUCUCUUACCAGAUUAGCUGCUCAUAUGGCGGAUUAUGAUUUACAUCAGGUAGAGAUUUCCAAAAGUUACACGCAGAAUGAAUGGCGAGAUGACUUGAAACUUAUACUCAGGAAAUCAACUGAAACAGAUAACCAUGCUGUGUUUCUCUUCUCCGACACUCAGAUCAAGAAAGAAUCCUUUUUGGAAGACAUCAAUAAUUUACUAAAUGCUGGAGAAGUACCAAACCUCUUCCCUCCAGAUGAAAAGCAGGAAGUGUGUGAGAAGAUGCGUCAGUUGGAUAGGCAACGAGACAAAAUGAAACAAACUGAUGGCUCACCUGUUGCGUUGUUUAACUUCUUCAUUCAGCGUGUACGGGAUCAACUUCAUAUUGUUUUGGCAAUGAGUCCCAUUGGGGAUUCUUUCCGUACCAGACUACGAAAAUUCCCUUCAUUAGUCAAUUGUUGCACAAUUGAUUGGUUCCAGUCUUGGCCAAAAGAUGCCCUAGAGGCUGUUGCAAGACGUUUCCUUGGAGAUAUAAAAAUGGGUGAUGAUGAUAAAUAUGGGUGCACUGAAAUGUGUCAGAUGUUCCAUACAACCACAUCUGAGCUGUCUGCCAGAUUUUUUUCAGAACUUGAGAGACACAAUUAUGUUACACCAACAUCGUAUCUGGAACUUCUCAGUACAUUUAAACUGCUUUUGGACAAAAAACAGACUGAAGUUUCUUUACAGAGACAGAGAUACGUGGUUGGGUUAGAGAAGCUGGAUUCAGCAGCAUCUCAGGUGUCGAUUAUGCAGAAAGAGUUAACUGAUCUCCAACCACUGUUGGUCAUUGCUAGCAAGGAAGUAGAUGAAAUCAUGAUUGUUGUAGAAAAGGAAUCUAUUGAAGUGGCAAAGAAAGAAAAGAUUGUGAAAGCAGAUGAAGUUGUAGCUAAUGAACAUGCUAUUAAUGCUAAAGGCAUUAAAGAUGAAUGCAACAAUGAUCUCGCUAAAGCCAUGCCUGCAUUAAACCAAGCUCUAGCUGCCCUGGAUACACUAACUCCACAGGAUAUUACUCUGGUAAAAUCCAUGAACAAUCCACCUUGGCUUGUACGUCUGGUAAUGGAAGCUGUCUGUGUUAUAAAAGGAAUAAAACCUGAUAGAGUUCCUGAUCCUUCUGGAUCUGGUAAGAAAAUAGAAGACUUUUGGCCACCAUCAAAGCGUGUUCUAGGAGAUAUGAAGUUUCUGGAAAGUCUUCACACUUUUAAUAAGGAUAACAUUAAUCCAGGAAUCAUGAAAACAAUCCGGACUAAAUAUAUUGCAAACCCAGAUUUUGAUCCUGAAAAAAUCAAAGUUGCCUCGACAGCUUGUGAAGGUCUUUGUAAAUGGAUUCGAGCCAUGGAUACAUAUGAUAAAGUUAUCAAAGAAGUUGCUCCCAAAAUAGAAACGCUUAAGAAAGCUGAAGAAGACCUUAGACUUGCCAAAGAAUCUUUGGAUAAAAAGAGGGCUUCAUUAAAAGCUGUACAGGACAGACUCGAUAAGUUAAACCAGCAAAUGGAAAAUAAUAAACAGAAGAAAGCAGACUUGGAAAACCAAGUAGAUUUGUGCACAAAAAAGCUGGAAAGAGCAGAGCAGUUGAUUGGUGGCCUGGGAGGAGAAAAAGAUAGAUGGAAUAUUGCUGCUGAGAAUCUUGCUGUCCAGUAUACAAAUCUAACAGGUGAUGUUUUGAUAUCAGCUGGUGUUGUUGCUUACUUGGGAGCCUUCACGUCAGCUUAUAGACUUGAUCAAAUCCAUUAUUGGGUGAAAGAAAUCAAAGAAAGUGGAGUCCCUUGCACUGAUGAAUUCUCUUUGGUACACACGCUGGGAGAGCCAGUGAAGAUCCGUGAAUGGAAUAUCAAUGGUCUACCAACUGAUACAUUUUCUAUUGAAAAUGCCAUCAUAAUUACUAAUGCUCGACGGUGGCCAUUAAUGAUAGACCCUCAAGGACAAGCUAACAAAUGGAUUAAAAAUAUGGAAAAGGCAAACAAUUUAAGUGUUGUUAAAACCAGUGACUCAGAUUUCAACAGAACUCUUGAGAAUUGUAUUCAAUUUGGAACACCUGUUUUAGUGGAAAAUAUUGGUGAAGAAAUCGACCCAAUGCUUGAGCCCCUUCUACUGAAGCAGACAUUUAAACAAGGUGGUACAUUGUGUAUCCGUCUGGGUGACAGCACUAUUGAAUACAGCAAUGAUUUCAAGUUCUACAUGACAACAAAAUUGAGGAACCCCCACUAUAUGCCAGAAACUUCUGUAAAGGUGACAUUAUUGAACUUCAUGAUCACCGAAGAAGGGCUGCAAGACCAGCUGCAAGGAAUUGUGGUUGCCAAAGAAAGACCUGAACUGGAAGAGGAGAAGAACUCUCUCAUUCAGCAAGGAGCCAAGAAUAAAAAGCAACUUAAGGAAAUUGAAGACAAAAUUCUUGAAGUCCUCUCAACCUCUGAAGGAAAUAUUCUGGAAGAUGAAACUGCUAUUAAAGUUCUCUCUUCUUCUAAAGCUUUAGCUGAUGAAAUAUCAGAAAAGCAAGCAAUUGCUGAAGAAACUGAGAAAAAAUUAGACAUUGCACGUAGUAGCUACGAAGAAAUCUCUGUUCACUCGACUAUUUUAUUUUUCUCUAUUGCUGACUUAGCCAAUAUUGAACCUAUGUACCAAUAUUCGUUGACCUGGUUUAUAAAUCUAUUCCUCUUGUCAAUUGAAAAUGCUGAGCAAUCCGAAAAUCUCUCGGUACGACUGGAAAACCUGCAUACCCAUUUCACUUAUUCUCUCUAUGUAAAUAUUUGUCGGUCUCUGUUUGAAAAAGAUAAGCUGCUGUUCUCGUUUUUGCUGUGUACCAAUAUUUUAAAGCAUAAAAAGGAAGUUAAUGAAGAGGAAUAUCGGUUCUUAUUAACUGGAGGAAUUGGUUUAGAAAAUCCACAUGUCAACCCAACUGAUUGGCUACCACCAGAGUCAUGGGAUGAAAUCUGUCGACUAGAUGAACUUAGUCAUUUCCGCAAUAUUCGACUAAAGUUUUCCAAGGAAUGUGACCCAUGGAAGGUCAUCUAUGAUAGUCUUCAUCCACAGAAAGAACCUUUGCCCAACGAUUGGAAUGAUAAACUUAAGGAGUUUCAGAAAAUGUUAAUUCUACGAUGUUUUAGACCUGACAAGAUGAUUCCUGCUGUACAAGAUUUUGUUACUUUGAAACUUGGCAAGAAAUACAUUGAACCACCUCCAUUUGAUCUUCCAAAUUCUUUCAAUGAUAGUAAUUGCUGUUCUCCCUUACUUUUUAUUUUGUCCCCUGGAGCUGAUCCUAUGGCAGCGCUAUUGAAGUUUGCCGAUGAUCAGGGUUUUGGUGGUUCCAAAUUUGAUUCACUGUCUUUAGGACAAGGUCAAGGACCUAUUGCCCUAAAGAUGAUUCAAAAUGCUGUUAAAGAAGGCUGUUGGGUACUGCUACAGAAUUGCCAUUUAGCUUCAUCUUGGAUGCCAACUUUAGAGAGAGUCUGUGAAGAAUUUCAUCCAGAGCGGACUCAUCCAGACUUCCGAUUAUGGUUAACCAGUUACCCAUCAACGACAUUCCCUGUUUCUAUCUUACAAAAUGGUGUCAAAAUGACCAAUGAACCACCCAAGGGAUUGAAAGCCAACAUUGUAAGAUCUUAUCUCAGUGAUCCAAUAUCGGACGCAGAAUUUUUUGAAGGAUCACAAAAUCCUCAAGCAUUCAAGAAAAUGCUUUAUGGACUUUGCUUCUUCCAUGCUUUGGUGCAAGAGAGACGGAAGUUUGGACCACUUGGAUGGAAUAUUCCAUAUGAGUUCAACGAAACCGAUUUAAGAAUCAGUGUUCAACAAUUAUCGAUGUUCCUUAACCAAUAUGAUGAAGUUCAGUAUGAAGCAUUGCUCUAUCUGACUGGUGAAUGUAACUAUGGUGGACGUGUCACUGAUGAAUGGGAUCGCAGAACUCUGUUGACCUUGCUCCAAAAAUUUUACUGCCCAGAUAUAAUAUACAACGAGCAAUAUUAUUUUGAUGAAAUCAGUCAAAUAUACAAAGCUCCUGAGGAUGGUGAAUCUAUGUCUUUGUUUCAGGCAAAAACUGCCUCAAGUGCUGGGAAAACAAUAGACGACAUUGUGGAUGAAGUUGCAACAGACAUCAUCAACAAGCUUCCAGAUGAUUUUGAUAUUAACGAGGCUAAUUUCAAAUAUCCAACUUCAUACAAGCAAAGCAUGAACACCGUGUUGGUACAGGAGAUGGUGAGGUUCAACAAGUUGCUGAUUGUGAUUCGAUCCAGUCUCAAGGAUAUACGGAAAGCAAUCAAGGGCUUAGUAGUGAUGUCAAGUGACUUGGAGGCUGUUGUUUUAAAUAUUCUCAAAGGGAAAAUCCCAGGCAUGUGGAUGAACAAGUCAUAUCCAUCGCUGAAACCUUUGGGAAGUUACAUUACAGAUUUCCUGAGCAGACUGAAGUUUUUACAGGAAUGGUAUGAAGAUGGUCCUCCCUCUGUAUUUUGGUUAUCUGGUUUUUAUUUCACACAAGCUUUUCUGACUGGUGCCCAGCAAAACUAUGCUAGGAAGUACACUAUACCAAUUGAUUUAUUGGUGUUUGACUAUGAAGUGUUAGAAGACAAAGAGUAUCCCCAACCACCGGAGGAUGGCAUUUUUGUGCAUGGACUUUACCUUGAUGGUGCACGAUGGGACAGACAAGACAAAAAACUUGCAGAAUCUUUUCCAAAAGUCUUAUAUGAUACUGUUCCAGUUAUAUGGUUGAAACCACUUAAGAAAGAUAUGGUGCCCGAAAAAUAUUGCUACAAGUGUCCAGUUUACAAGACAAGUGAGCGUCGAGGAACACUUUCGACUACUGGCCAUUCGACCAACUUUGUCAUAGCCAUGAUGCUGCCAACAACCAAACCCCAGAAUCAUUGGAUCUGCAGAGGUGUUGCCUUGCUGUGCCAACUGAACAACUGAUCAGAACUCUUACUAAUGCCAGAGUUACAACUAUCAAUUUAUAUAUUUUACACAAAUGAAUAAGCAAUUAAAAAUGAUAUUUCUGUA
Octopus bimaculoides (California two-spot octopus) is the source of this 12246-nucleotide messenger RNA. Its product is annotated as dynein axonemal heavy chain 7. Gene Ontology annotation, biological process: microtubule-based movement. NCBI's taxonomy places the organism in Eukaryota, Metazoa, Mollusca, Cephalopoda, Octopoda, Octopodidae. Gene Ontology annotation, cellular component: dynein complex. The record is from RefSeq and is a predicted model, not a curated record. Gene Ontology annotation, molecular function: minus-end-directed microtubule motor activity; dynein light intermediate chain binding; ATP binding.